UUAUCGCCCUCGAAUUUGGCACAAUGAAUAACUCACUCCAACAAAAUUUAAUCGAAAAUGUCGAUCAAGAAGACGAGAUUAAGAACCUCAGAACCAUAGUAGAUGAAGAUGUGGCUGAUUCCAACUUUAUCUACAUCCUCAAUACCAUUUUAAGCGGUACAGCUCGCCUCAAUGUUCUGUUACCCACAGCAACCAUUCUUGCAUUCACAAUUUUUGCUCCCCUUGUAACCAACGAUGGUAAGUGCAAGUCCCUUGAGAGAUGGUUGAUGGGCUCCUUCUUGGCUUUCUUGGCUGCUUCCUGUGUAUUCUUUUCAUUCACCGACAGCUUUCGUACUGCCACCGGGAGGCUGCAUUACGGCGUUGCAACGAUCAAGGGGAUAUGGACUUUUAAUGGUGGAAAAACGAAGCCAUGCGUGCCUUCGGAUUAUAGGCUAAGAUGUAGUGAUAUGUUCCAUGCAUCACUUUCUUUGAUUGCGUUUUUGACUUUUGCAACAUCACAUUCUGAUGUAUUGGAUUGUUAUCAUUUGGUUGUUCCAAGAAAGGUUACCAAUUCUGUGCCUCUUGUGGUAGGAUUUGUGGUUCCAAAGUCAUUAUAGCCCAAGAAGGUCAUGUGGACGUUCCUUUG
Coffea arabica (coffee) is the source of this 625-nucleotide messenger RNA. RefSeq names its product protein DMP2-like. Gene Ontology annotation, biological process: endomembrane system organization. The record is from RefSeq and is a predicted model, not a curated record. Lineage: Eukaryota; Viridiplantae; Streptophyta; Magnoliopsida; Gentianales; Rubiaceae.